Molecule: messenger RNA, 1294 nt
Organism: Belonocnema kinseyi
Lineage: Eukaryota; Metazoa; Arthropoda; Insecta; Hymenoptera; Cynipidae
Gene: BI-1
Product: probable Bax inhibitor 1
Exons: 4
Coding region: 172-876 (234 amino acids)
Biological process (GO): negative regulation of endoribonuclease activity; negative regulation of apoptotic signaling pathway; negative regulation of RNA splicing
Cellular component (GO): mitochondrial membrane
Molecular function (GO): enzyme binding
Source: RefSeq, a predicted model, not a curated record
AGAACACACCCUAGGCAUGAUAGUAAUAUACGUGUAGAUAUAAUAUCACUGACGUGUCUCCGAAAAGCAUCACUUUGGCGAUUCAUAAUCAUUCUUGAUCAGUGUAAAUUCAAAAGCAGAAGUAUUCUCAUCUCUAGUGAAAAAGGGUGCAUUUUCAAGCCAAGUUAAAUCAUGGCACCAACAUUAACAAGCUUUGUGAAUUCGUUCAACAACAGACUAGACGCGCCAUUGAAACAACACUUGAAAAAUGUCUACGGAUGCCUGUCGUUGUCAACUGUUUCUGCAGGAGUUGGAGCCUACGUGCACAUUUAUACAGAAAUCCUGCAAGCAGGAUUACUGUCCACCUUUGGUGCCUUGGGUCUUCUCUUUGCCCUUCUCUACACACCAGACAAUGGCAAAAAUCAAAAACUCCGCCUCUGCUACCUCCUGGGUUUUGCAUUCCUGUCUGGAUUGGGAAUGGGACCUCUUCUAGAAGCUGUCAUCAGCGUAGAUCCUACAAUUGUUGUCACAGCGCUUAUGUCGACUACUCUGAUCUUCGUGUCAUUCACCAUUUCUUCUCUAAUGGCUGAACGUGGAAGCUGGCUUUAUCUUGGUGGAACUUUGAUCAGUUUGUUAAAUUUGACGGUUCUCUUCUCAUUUGUUAACCUAUUUCUGAGAGUAGCUUUCCUCUACCAGAUUCGUCUGUAUAUGGGAUUGUUUAUAAUGUGCGGUUUCAUCAUCUAUGACACGCAAUUGAUCGUCGAGAAACACGCUAUGGGUAGCAAAGACUUCAUCACGCACUCUCUUGAUCUCUUCAUUGACUUCAUUGGUGUGUUCCGCCAUCUUCUUGUGAUCCUCACACAGAAAGAGCAGCAGGAUCGCAAACGCAAAAACUAAGCUUCUAAACUAUGGACUACCAAGUCCACGAAUUCAAGUAAAUCCAUAAUCUAGAUGUCUUCAUUUAUUUUAUCCAUACCUAGGACUACAGUACAUAAACUUUAAUAUACAAAGUAUACAUACACAAGUAAUGUUUACGCUGGCGGAUCGUAUAGGGAAGAAAAAACAUAAGAAUCUAAUUUUAAUACGAUAAAAGUACUUGAUUAUGCGAAAGAUAUUUUACAGUUACAACAUUUUGAUAAAUUCAGAGUUCAUUGGUUCUUGAGAGUGUGAAGUGUAUCUAUUUUAAAUCCACACAUCUGAAUUUUUCUCUGUUAGUUUCUUAAUAUGACUAGAUACUUUUUCGCUAAUAUUAAUCUAUAAAUUAUUGUACUAUAUUUUUAUCUUUCAAUAAAUAAAAUUUCAUAGUUUCUCUAAA